UUUGAUGAUAGCGAUCCCGCUAUAUAAGCGUUUUAAGAAAUAUGGUCGUAUUUGCCUGCUGAGUUUUGCAACGGCACGGCAGUUCCGUUUGAACAACUCGUAAGGAUGCAGUCUGUGCUGGCCUCGUUGCUGGCCGCAGUAAUCUUGUUGGCAAACUCUAACGUGCAAGGUCAACAUGAUCCUCACUUCUGGAGUGGACAUAGUGGAAUUGUGCAUCUGUUUGAGUGGAAAUUCUCGGAUAUUGCUCUCGAGUGUGAACGGUUUUUGGGACCACGAGGCUACGGAGGUAUUCAGUUGUCGCCAGUAAAUGAGAAUGUCAUUGUUCAACUAGGAAGCAAUCGUCCUUGGUGGGAACGAUACCAGCCCGUAUCGUAUAAGCUAAUAACGCGUUCAGGGAAUGAACAGGAUUUCCUGGAUAUGUCUCGUCGUUGUAAUGCAGUUGGAGUUCGUCUGUACGUGGAUAUCAUCAUCAAUCAUAUGUCCAGGGAUCCAAACGAUGGUUCUAUCGGAACGGGUACCGCCGGUUCUACUGCCAAUUCUGCUACACGUGAUUAUCCCGCUGUUCCGUUCUCAAACAUUGAUUUCAAUCCUUCCUGUCCGAUCACCGAUUGGGGUAACGCUUGGCAAGUAAGAAAUUGUGAGCUAUUGGAAUUGCCCGACUUGGAUCAGAGUAGGGACUGGGUUCGCGACAAGAUCGUCGAAUUUUUGGAUCAUUUGAUCGAUCUGGGCGUGGCUGGUUUUCGAGUUGACGCUGCUAAGCAUAUGUAUCCGCAUGAUAUGGAGGUGAUCUUCAAUCGUUUGAGAAAUCUCAACACCAACUUUGGGUUUGCUGCAGGAUCACGUGCGUUCAUGAUGCAAGAAGUCAUCGAUGGUGGUGCUCAUGAACCCAUCAGGAAGUAUGAGUACACCCAUCUUGGAACAGUAACCGAGUUCCAGUACUCAUUCUAUGUCGGACGUGCAUUUACUGGAGGUGACUUCCUCGUAUGGCUGAGAAACUUUGGAGAAGAAUGGGGAUUGUUGCCAUCAAUAGAUGCUCUAGUUUUCGUGGAUAAUCACGAUAACCAACGUGAUCAUGCAUUGACUCAUAAAACACCGAAGGCGUACAAGAUGGCCACUGCCUUCGCUGCUGCUUAUCCUUUCGGACAACUGCGUCUUAUGAGUUCCUUCUACUUCGAUGACAGAGAUCAAGGACCACCACAGGAUGGCAAUGGAAAUAUAGUUUCUCCGUCGAUCAAUCCGGAUCAAACCUGUGGAAACGGCUGGGUCUGUGAACAUCGUUGGCGCCAAAUCGCCCACAUGAUCGACUUUAGAAAUGUUUGCUGGGGAACUCCUAUGAUAAAUUGGUGGUCCAACGGCGAAAACAAAAUCGCAUUCGCUCGUGGAAAUUGUGGUUUUGUGGCUUUCAACAAUCAGCAAGGGCAGGAUAUGCUCGAGGUUCUCCAAACCGGUCUUCCCGCGGGAAUUUAUUGUGACGUUAUUUCUGGUGAAAGAGUAGGACACUCUUGCACGGGAAAAUCGGUUACUGUGCUUGCUGAUGGUCGUGCAUCCAUUCACAUUCCCCACGACGGCGAAGAUGGUGUUCUUGCUUUCCAUAUUGAGUCUCGAAUCUAAACCAGCACCCAGUUAAGUUCUUCGUAGAUGUCGCAGUUAUAGCGAAACCACAAAUCAGCACACAAUUUGGAACAGAAGAGUACACUCAAUACGACCAAACGACUUUGUUUCCGUCUGGAAGAAAAGAUAUCAUAUUACGAUUGAUUCGAGACAUAAAUAAAAUCAACGAACAAGUGAUCUCACCUUUUGA
Molecule: messenger RNA, 1801 nt
Organism: Aedes albopictus (Asian tiger mosquito)
Lineage: Eukaryota; Metazoa; Arthropoda; Insecta; Diptera; Culicidae
Product: alpha-amylase A-like
Exons: 3
Coding region: 106-1611 (501 amino acids)
Biological process (GO): carbohydrate metabolic process
Molecular function (GO): cation binding; alpha-amylase activity
Source: RefSeq, a predicted model, not a curated record